AUGUACAGACAUGUGGAGAAACUAGCACAAGAGAUUAGGAAAGGUGCUGCUUCUGUCAGUACUCUCUUACUGGCUUUUCUAUGGAGCAUAUCUGACAAUGGCAGAAUAGGAGGUGAAGUACCAGGGACGCUCCAAGAAGAUCUGCUCUCUAAAAUGAGUGCACCACCAAAGAGUGACGCUCCUCUUAUCACCUUCAACGACCUUGCCGAGGCUGAUGCGUUUGUCUUUGGCUUCCCAACAAGGUUCAGUAUGAUGGCUGCUCAGUUCAAGGCAUUCUUAGGUGCAACUGGUGGCCUAUGGAGGACUCAACAACUUGCUGUAAGCCAGCCAGAAUAUUCUAGAGCACCAGGGUCUCAAGGUGCUGGUCAAGAAACCACCGCGCAUGUUUCUUUUCCAAAUUAA
Messenger RNA from Brassica oleracea var. oleracea, 402 nucleotides. RefSeq names its product probable NAD(P)H dehydrogenase (quinone) FQR1-like 1. The record is from RefSeq and is a predicted model, not a curated record. NCBI's taxonomy places the organism in Eukaryota, Viridiplantae, Streptophyta, Magnoliopsida, Brassicales, Brassicaceae. The coding region runs from base 1 to 402 and encodes 133 amino acids. The transcript has 3 exons.